This is a messenger RNA of Trichoderma asperellum CBS 433.97, 759 nucleotides long. Lineage: Eukaryota; Fungi; Ascomycota; Sordariomycetes; Hypocreales; Hypocreaceae. The record is from RefSeq and is a predicted model, not a curated record.
AUGACUCUCCCGACAGUUCAGAAGAGAUGGGUUAUCAUGGGGCAGGGAAGAGGCCUUGAUGAGUAUGACUUUGCCGAUGGACCAAUCCCUACAGUAGGUGAAUAUGGAGUUUUAAGCAAUUAUAUAUUCAAUCUAAAUCUUCCUGUUGUCGGUGGAUCUGAUGGAGCUGGUGAAGUUGUUGACGUUGGACCAAAAGUCACGAAGUGGAAGAAAGGAGAUCGAGUUACAGCCCUUUUCAAUCCAGGACAUCAAUCCGGCCAGAUGACGAUGGCUGCAUUGCACAAUGGCAGUAUAGGCGGCUCUUAUGAUGGCACUUUUCAGCAAUAUGGAGUGUUUGAAGAGUCCUGGCCAGUACGCCGAGCCUCUAAUUUGUCAUAUCUCCAGGGUGCAUCACUCUCUGAUUGCGGUGUAACAGCAUGGAAUGCACUUUAUGGGCUAAAGGCCGUGAAGCCAGGUGAAUGGGUGCUGGCUCAAGGUACUGGCGGUGUGAGCUUCUUUGCGAUUCAGUUUGCAAAAGCAGGAGGUGCUAGGGUCGUUGCUACAACCUCAUCUCCCGCGAAAUAUGAAUUGCUCAAAAGCCUUGGCGUUGAUUAUAUUAUUAAUUAUAAUGAAGAUAAACACUGGGGACGAACGGCUAGAAAGUUUACGCCCAAUGGUGAAGGAUUUGAUCACGUUAUCGAUGUCGGCGACACUGACACAUUAUCUCAUAGCGUACAGGCAAUUCGGCACGCGGGCAUUAUUACUGUAACUACUCCGUGA